Molecule: messenger RNA, 1211 nt
Organism: Meira miltonrushii
Lineage: Eukaryota; Fungi; Basidiomycota; Exobasidiomycetes; Exobasidiales; Brachybasidiaceae
Exons: 1
Coding region: 104-970 (288 amino acids)
Molecular function (GO): protein binding
Source: RefSeq, a predicted model, not a curated record
UCUUGCUUUCGGGGCAUUAAUAGGUGGCGAAAUAAAAAAUGGAAAAUAAACGCGCCGAUUUAUAUAGACUAAUCUACCUUUUUGAAGACCAUCUCAUGAAAAAAUGGCCGAUGACGAUGAUCGGAUAGCAAAGAAUGAUGAAGAGAAAGUCGAUCAGGGAGAGAACGAUAAAGGAGACGAAAAGACAAAGACAGAUGGCGAUGAGGUAGUGAACGAGAAAGGGAAGGAAAAAGGCAAAUCGAAGGAAGUCCAAGAUGAAAGAGAAGAGGUCGAUGACGAAGCUGGAGAGCAGAAGGAUGAUAAUCCGAACAAGGACAAUGAAGUAGACAAUGAGAAGGAUGGAGGAGAAGAGACAGCGAAACAGCACGACUGGCAGGCGGUAUGGGAUGCUACAAGACAAGCAUGGUACUUUUGGAAUCAGGUCACACAAGAGACAACAUGGGAGAACCCAUUGGUGAAAGAGGGAAAGAACGAAGAAUCUGCCACACAAGCCGACAGUGUACCUGCCAAUGAAAGCGUGGCUAUUUCCAUGACAUCAAUGACAGACGAAGAAGUUGCUCAAAUGGUUGGAAUCGAUCCAGAUUUGGCUUACUUGGAUCCAGUCAUGUAUGCGAACGAAAUCCAUCAAGCAAGAAUGGGUAAUGGGAAUCCUACUUCAACUUCUUAUCGAUCUCAAGGAGCCUUUGAUAAUCGAACAGGAAAGUUUGUUUCACAAUCCGCUCUCAAACAAGGUGCAACAUAUGAUCCAAGUAGAUUGUCACAUGCCAAUCAAGCUGAUCGACAAAUGGGCGCAUUUUUUGAUGUUGAACAAUAUGAAGAUCAACGAAAGAGAGAGCAUGAGAAAGCCCAACUUGAAACAGACGAACAAGGAAGAAUAAAAAGACAAAGACCAUCAAAGAAAGAAUUGAAGUUCUUCAAAGAGCGGGCAAAAGAGAAGAAAGCAUCGAAACAUGCUUGGUUAAGAAAUUGAUGGCAGACUGUUUGUAUGUAUCAUAGUUUCAUUUGUACUUUUAUCAAUUCAAAGAGUGAAACCAGCGGAGAGUGAAUGCAUGCUGACUAAUUAUACAUCAUUGUCACCCUUUACCCGCGAAGAGCGAUUGGGAUCCAUUCGUCGUCGAAGUGAAUAAAUGCCACAAAAGAUAGGAACAAUCUCAUGCAAAAUCUAUUGUAUGUAUUUCAAAUAAUACGGCGAGAUAACUGUCUAAUUCAAA